This is a messenger RNA of Anastrepha ludens (Mexican fruit fly), 908 nucleotides long. Its product is annotated as thialysine N-epsilon-acetyltransferase. The coding region runs from base 174 to 695 and encodes 173 amino acids. NCBI's taxonomy places the organism in Eukaryota, Metazoa, Arthropoda, Insecta, Diptera, Tephritidae. The record is from RefSeq and is a predicted model, not a curated record. Gene Ontology annotation, molecular function: N-acetyltransferase activity. The transcript has 4 exons.
AACAUACUGGCAGCCCUAAAAUAAUAUCAAUAGCCGGCAUGGAAUGAUAACAAACAAGUCUAACUAAAUUUGAUAGAUAAGCAGCCUACCUCGGCGUAAUAGCAAUUGUCAAUUGGAAAAUUAGCUCUAAUCCUUCAUUAAAUAACGUCACUAUUUAAUAAUAAGCUAAUGCGAUGGCGACAAAUCCUAAAUUCACAUUUCGACGAGCCAAAAUCGAAGACAUUGGUGCCGUACGUCAAAUGAUACAGGAACUGGCUGACUUCGAAAAGAUGAGCGAUGGCCCGAAGCUAACAGAGAAAGACUUGAUACGCGAUGCCGGGCUCGAUGGAGGUCAAGAAUAUUGUCACAUUUAUGUGCUCGAACUGCAAACUCAAGAGCAGCCUACGCCCGUCACUAUAGGUUAUAGUAUUUGCUUCUACUCCUACUCAACAUGGCAAGGGAGAGCGUAUUUUCUUGAGGAUAUUUAUGUGCGACCCGCAUAUCGUCGUUUAGGUGCUGGUUCCUAUAUUUUCCGUGCUAUUGCGGAUAAAGCAAAGGAAUACAAUUGUAAACGUUUGGAUUUUCAUGUGCUUGGUUGGAAUCCAGCGCGUAAAUUUUAUGAAAGAAUGGGCGCUGUGGAUUUGACUGAGAGUGAAGAAUGGCAUUUUUAUCGGCUGCAUGGCGAACAAAUUGAGAAAUUGGCCCUUGGAGUGUAGAAUUGUUUUGCCAAAACGAAGCAAACAAAAGCAGGGCAAGUAGUAAAUUGCUACAACAACAACAACAAAGCAAUAAAGGAAGGUAGUGAACUGCUACAAUGAGACGAUAUGGCAUUAAGGGGUUAUAUACAGGUAGAAGAUCGAAAAAAAAACGAAUUUUCCAGAAUUUUUUCUGAGGAAACUUUUAAAUUUAUUGAUCUAAAAAUGUGUACA